Stylophora pistillata is the source of this 2371-nucleotide messenger RNA. Its product is annotated as estradiol 17-beta-dehydrogenase 8. Lineage: Eukaryota; Metazoa; Cnidaria; Anthozoa; Scleractinia; Pocilloporidae. The record is from RefSeq and is a predicted model, not a curated record. Gene Ontology annotation, biological process: fatty acid biosynthetic process. Gene Ontology annotation, molecular function: quinone binding; oxidoreductase activity, acting on the CH-OH group of donors, NAD or NADP as acceptor.
ACAUACAUUUAUUUGGUAAAGCAGGUUAAGUUAAUACAAUCGCAGCAAAAAGCUGAUGCGGACUGCCUUUGUUUUUUAACUCAGUGAGUUUAAUAUGAGUGGAAAUAAAGCACAAAUGAAUGCCAUGAAAGGAUAAUGUGUUGAGUAUGUUAUAUCCUGCCAGACCAUCCGAGUGAUCAGGCGCAUCCAUUAUCGAUCUUUAAAAGCGUUUAGCUUUGAGAACUCCUACAAGCCGCCGCCAACCUGUCUGUCGUCAUUAUGCACUUGUGUGACAACAUGCCACUUAAUGCAAAAUUCAUAUAUCAACAGUAACCCCCAAAAAUGAAUUGCUCUUAACUUAUACUCUCAAUUAUGCAUGCAUUAGCACGCGUGCCCGUUAACCGUCGAAGGUGUGCUUUUCAUGGAUAGUCAUUGUUAAUUUCUUAUUGUUCUCGAUUUGGCUUUAAACCUAGUCAUGACCUCAAGGGCUUUCAGUUGGCGUCGAAGGUUGUCUCACUGUGAGUUGCUUCUGUUAUCCUGAGACAUUUUGUUUCUGUUUGUUAGGCCGUUUUUUAACUCUCUGUCCCUCACUUGCACAAUAAGGCUAAUCGUAAAACCUAUCUUUUGAAAAUGAGUUUUAUUAGCAUGAUAGAGAUAUUUUUUCUCAUUAAAGUCUUUGUGUUUUAAAUACUCUUUUUUUAAGCAGAGGUUUCAGGCUUCCCUGAAAUUGCCUUUUGACUUAUGAGUGUAAAAUUCUUAAUUGAAGGUUCUGUUUCCUGGGAAACGCACGCCAUUCGGACAUUUUUCAUAAAGACAUGUACCACUCUAUAAUUCGGUAUGAUUUUCAAGGCCUCGAGAGUGGGGAAUCACCAAAGAUGGCGGCCGCUGCGAACCUUCUUGUUGGUCGUUUAGCCUUAGUUACUGGUGGUGGUAGUGGCAUUGGUCGAGCAGUUUGCCAAGCUUUAGCCGCAGAAGGAGCAAGUAUUGUUGUUACAGAUCUAAACAGUCAAGGAGCACAGGACACUACCGACAACCUUUCAAAACAUGCAGACAACAAACACAUGAACUACUCUUUGGAUGUUUCAAGCGGAGAGGAGGUACAAAAAGUGCUUGAGUGCAUCGUCAGUGAGUUUAAGAAGCCGCCGUGUAUCUUAGUCAACUCAGCUGGGAUCACAAAAGAUGAAUUCUUGAUAAAGAUGGAUGAAAAAAAGUUUGACAAAGUUAUUGAAGUGAAUCUCAAGGGAACAUUUCUUGUCACACAAGCAGUAGCUAAACUAAUGGUCAGUCAAAGAGUUAUGAAUGGAUCAAUUGUAAAUCUUGCCAGCAUAUCAGGAAAGAUGGGAAAUCUUGGUCAAGUAAACUAUGCUGCUUCCAAAGCUGGCGUUGAAGGUUUGACAAGGACCUGUGCAAGGGAGCUGGCAAGAUUUGGUGUUAGAUGUAAUGCAAUUCUGCCUGGCUUCAUUAAAACCCCAAUGACAGAUGCUGUCCCGGAAAAAGUUCUUGAACAGGUAAAGAAACAGAUCCCUCUUGGGCGAUUUGGACAACCAUCAGACAUCGCUGAUGUGGUAACAUUCCUCGCUUCUGACAGAAGUAGUUACAUUACGGGAGCAAGCAUUGAAGUUGCAGGUGGCCUUGCUAUGUAAUUACAUGCAGUUUGCCGUUAGACGGCUUCUCAAGACUGGGCGUAUGACAUAAAGAUAGAUCAGUUGAAGGAAAUUUCACACUGAUAAUUUAUACUUGUAAUGCAAUUGAUAACUAUAUGAUUACAUUUAAAACUUUUAAGUUGUUACUAUGAUAAUCCUUUAUUUAAAAAAAUUGUUUUUCUGCGUGGACAGCGGGUUGAAGGGUAAAUUUUAUUCAAUAAAACGGAAUGUUGGUUUGUAAAAAGUUCCAACCAUCGAUAAGGUGGUUGGAAAAAUUGGCAGCCUACAGAGAAGAGUGGGAGAACUUAAUUAUACCUCAGACACCCGUGAACAAAGCAAUUUAUAAUGAUGAAUUUAUUUUAAUCUUUCGCGCAUCCACCUCCAUGGGUGAUAACAAUAUCAAAUUGAAGUUGAUUCUUCAAAGAUGAGUACCUUUCGAGCCUUUUUUGCACAGGUUGAUUAUGACCUGUUAACGGACCAAAAUCUGUUUACAGAGAUCAGCUUUCUUUGCAGAAAAUUCUCUUGAGUAUUUGUCGGGCUUCUCUUUGUAUAUCUCUUGUUCGCCACAAGUAAAGAAGCGGAUUAAGAGAGGAGGAUAAAAAUGCGGCCACAACCGUUACCUGAAGAACUGCGUAUAUUGUUAUGCUGAAGUCAUUCUUGGGAGGGAUUGAAAUAAUCAUAAAAAGAAUAGCCAUGGGCAAGUAACUGAAAUAAAACACAAGCAAAACCAAUAAAAUAGAAGAGACUGA